AUGUGCAACGGAGUUAUUGAUUGCAACAAUGGAGAGGACGAAGAGGGCUGUGCUCCGAUCUGUGACCCUAACGCCUGCAGACUGCCAGACUGCAAGUGCAGUAGCCCAGACGCUCCAGGAAAUCUCCAGAUAAAUGAGAUUCCGCAGCUGGUUAUGAUUGGCUGGGAUGGUGCUCUGAGAGUAGAGGACUACAACCAUCUUCUCCAGCAGAUCCUCAAGAAGGUGAAUGCCCAGAGACAAAGAGAACCACGAACGAACCCCAAUGGUUGCCCGUUAACCGCAACUUUCUUCACUAGCCAUCAGUUCACUGAUUACGCAGCAGUCCAGUCGAUGUACGCCGAGGGAAAUGAGAUCGCCUCAUUCUCUAUCACAAAGCAGCUGCCAUCAGAGUACUGGGCCCAGGCUUCAGAUGCCGAACUCUCUGCUGAGUAUGCCGGACAGCGCGCCAUGUUCAGUAGGUUCUCUGGCAUCCCGGCCAGUGCCAUCAAGGGAGUGCGAUCUGCUUACCUGCAGACCAAGGGAAGCGACUUCGUUAACCUCAUUAAGGAUGAUGGAUUCACAUGGGAUUCUUCCUACCCAACCGACAAGAUUGAUCCUCCCCUGUGGCCAUACACCUUCGAUUCCCAGUCUACUG
This is a messenger RNA of Priapulus caudatus, 634 nucleotides long. RefSeq lists its product as uncharacterized. NCBI's taxonomy places the organism in Eukaryota, Metazoa, Priapulida, Priapulimorpha, Priapulimorphida, Priapulidae. Gene Ontology annotation, molecular function: protein binding. The record is from RefSeq and is a predicted model, not a curated record. Gene Ontology annotation, biological process: carbohydrate metabolic process. The annotation marks the transcript as partial. The transcript is spliced from 3 exons.